Hyaena hyaena (striped hyena) is the source of this 4824-nucleotide messenger RNA. RefSeq names its product Rho GTPase activating protein 39 (gene ARHGAP39). Gene Ontology annotation, molecular function: GTPase activator activity; protein binding. Gene Ontology annotation, biological process: signal transduction. Gene Ontology annotation, cellular component: cytoplasm; cytoskeleton. The record is from RefSeq and is a predicted model, not a curated record. The transcript has 12 exons. Lineage: Eukaryota; Metazoa; Chordata; Mammalia; Carnivora; Hyaenidae. The coding region runs from base 135 to 3473 and encodes 1112 amino acids.
GGGCCGGGAUGAGGGGCUGUGGCGGCGCGGCCCGCGAGCAGCCGGAGGGGCGGUGCCUUCCUGACUGACGGUGGAGGGAGAGUCCCGAUGAUCCGCUGACUUCUGUCCACCCGGGUCCUCAGGAAAAGACUGCAAUGUCCCAGACGAGGGAUUAUGAAUGUGACAGCCACGAUGCUGGCGUGCAAGAGCCCCGGAUUUCAGGGUCAAGCACGAGGCUGGAGUGGGUGGAGAUCAUCGAGCCGCGCACCCGAGAGCGCAUGUAUGCCAACCUGGUCACGGGCGAGUGCGUGUGGGACCCUCCUGCCGGCGUCCGCAUCAAGCGCACCAGCGAGAACCAGUGGUGGGAACUGUUUGACCCCAACACUUCCCGCUUCUACUAUUACAAUGCCAGCACCCAGCGCACCGUGUGGCACCGGCCGCAGGACUGCGACAUCAUCCCUCUGGCCAAGCUGCAGACCCUGAAGCAGAACACCGAGUCACCCCGCGCCUCGGCGGAGAACAGCCCCGGGCGGGGCAGCAGCGUCAGCCGCGAGGGCAGCACCAGCUCCUCCCUGGAGCCCGAGCUGGAUGCCGGCGAGAAGGUGCAGGAGCCUGCAGGGAGGGCCAGCCGGCAGGCCGCUUUCGGGGCUCUGAAGGAAGAAAGCAGCAGUUCUUCACCACCGGGAGUGUUCCUUGAGAAGGACUAUGAGAUUUACCGGGAUUAUAAUGUGGAUGGACAACUACUACACUACAGGACCUCCUCACUUCGGUGGAACUCGGGCACCAAGGAGCGCAUGCUCAUCAAAGUUGCUGACCGGGAGCCCAGCUUCCUCUCCUCCCAGGGCAAUGGCUAUGCCCUAGACACACAGUCUGGCAGCCGCUCCCGCAGACCAUCUGGCGGACAGCACUCGCCCGGCCUGCAGACGUUCGCCCCAGACUCUGAUGGCCCCGUCUUCUUCCCUGAACGGAGGCCAUCACCCUUCCUGAAGAGGGCCGAGCUGGGGAGCUGCUCCCCGCUGCUGGCCCAGCCACGCAAGCCUACCAGCGACUCACAGCCCUCCUCCCCUCGCUAUGCCUAUGAGCCCCCCCUCUACGAGGAGCCCCCUGUGGAGUACCAGGCUCCUAUCUAUGACGAGCCGCCCAUGGACGUCCAGUACGAGGCUGGCGGGGGCUACCAGGCCGGCUCACCCCAGAGGUCUCCAGGCCGCAAGCCAGCACCCUUCCCACAGUCACCCAAGCAGGGCUCCACCUCGCCCUACCAGCAGCUGGUGCUGACCCGGCAGAAGUGCCCCGAGCGUUUCUUGAGCCUGGAGUACAGCCCUGCAGGCAAGGAGUACGUACGGCAGCUGGUGUACGUGGAGCAGGCCAGCUCAAGUCCCAAGCUGCGUGCAGGCCCGAGGAACAAGUGUGCACCCAACCCUGGGGGUGGCUCCCUGCCCCUGCAGCCCAGCCCCUGCCUGCUGCGGGAUCAACGCCUGGGGGUCUCCUCUGGGGACUACAGCAGCAUGGAGGGUCCAGAGCUACGGCACGCCCAGCCACCCAUGCAGCUGCCCCAGGCCCAAGAUGAUGCUAUGUCCUGGUCCAGCCAGCAGGACACCAUGUCCUCGACAGGCUAUUCCCCGGGCACCCGCAAGAGGAAGAGCAGGAACCCCUCUCUGUGCCAUGUCCCCAGCGCCUCAUCCACUGAAGGCCCAGGGGACCGUGACCUCCUCACUGAGCAGCCCCCAGCUGAGGAGCGGCCCCUGUGUGGGCCCAGCCUGGCCCCAGUGAAACGUGCAGAGGGCAAGACUGGCGAGGCUGAGCCCUUUCUGGCGCAGGCACGGCUGGCCUGGGAGGCGCAGCAGGCCCACUUUCACCUGAAGCAGAGGGGCAGCUGGGACUCCCAGCAGGACGGCUCAGGCUACGAGAGUGACGGGGCGGUGCCUCUGCCCCUGCCCGGGCCCGUGGUGCGCGCCUUCAGUGAGGACGAGGCUCUGGCCCAGCAGGAGGGCAAGCACUGGCAGAGGGGCGCCUUGGAGAGGCUCGCUUUCCCCCAGAUCCUGCUGGAGAAGAGCAUCUCUGUGCAGACCAACCUGGCGUCACCAGAGCCCUACCUUCACCCCUCACAGUCCGAGGACCUCGGUUCCUGUGCCCAGUUUGAGAGUAGCCGCCAGGCCCGCAGCGUGAUGCCCAGCGCUAGCUGCGUGUUCCCCACCUUCACACUGCGCAAGCCGUCCUCGGAAACUGACAUCGAGAACUGGGCCUCCAAGCACUUCAACACACAUACCCAGGGCCUCUUCCGGCGGAAGGUGUCCAUUGCCAACAUGCUGGCCUGGAGUAGUGAGUCCAUCAAGAAGCCCAUGAUUGUGACCAGCGACCGCCACGUGAAGAAGGAGGCUUGUGAGAUCUUCAAACUGAUCCAGAUGUAUAUGGGUGACCGGCGCGCCAAGGCAGACCCGCUACAUGUGGCCCUGGAAAUAGCCACCAAGGGCUGGAGCGUGCAAGGCCUGCGGGAUGAGCUCUAUAUCCAGCUGUGCCGGCAGACCACUGAGAACUUCCGCCUCGAGAGCCUGGCUCGCGGCUGGGAGCUCAUGGCCAUCUGCUUGGCCUUCUUCCCACCCACACCCAAGUUCCACUCCUACCUGGAGGGCUACAUUUACCGGCACAUGGACCCCGUCAAUGACACCAAAGUGACGCAGCAUAUGAAAGCGCUCCUGGAAAGGAACACUAAGAAGAAGUCCAAGUUGAGAAAGAAACCCAAGCCUUAUGUUGAGGAGCCGGAUGGGGUGGCGAUAAGCACAUACGCCAAGUACUGUUACCACAAGCUGCAGAAGGCGGCCCUGACAGGGGCCAAGAAGGGGCUGAAGAAGCCCAACGUGGAGGAGAUCCGGCACGCCAAGAACGCCGUGUUCAGCCCGUCCAUGUUUGGCAGUGCGCUGCAGGAGGUCAUGAGCAUGCAGAAGGAGCGUUACCCUGACCGGCAGCUGCCCUGGGUACAGACACGUCUAUCUGAGGAGGUGCUAGCGCUCAACGGUGACCAGACGGAAGGCAUCUUCAGGGUCCCUGGGGACAUUGAUGAGGUGAACGCCCUGAAGCUACAGGUAGACCAGUGGAAGGUGCCCACAGGCUUGGAGGACCCCCACGUCCCUGCGUCGCUGCUGAAGCUGUGGUAUCGGGAGCUGGAAGAGCCUCUGAUCCCGCACGAGUUCUACGAGCAGUGCAUCGCGCACUAUGAGAGCCCUGAGGCCGCCGUGGCCGUGGUGCACGCGCUGCCCCGCAUCAACCGCCUGGUGCUGUGCUACCUCAUCCGCUUCCUUCAGGUGUUCGUGCAGCCCGCCAACGUGGCCAUCACCAAGAUGGACGUCAGCAACCUGGCCAUGGUCAUGGCGCCCAACUGCCUGCGCUGCCGGUCGGAUGACCCGCGCGUCAUCUUCGAGAACACUCGCAAGGAGAUGUCGUUCCUACGCGUGCUCAUUCAGCACCUGGACACCAGCUUCAUGGAGGGCGUGCUAUAGCACGUGGGCCCCAAGGACCGAGGGUGGGGACAGAGCCGACGCUCGGGAGCGCCCGGGCAGGGGAGCACGCGGGGAGGGGGGAGGGAACGCCCCAGCCGCGGAGGCAGCAUGCCAGGCCCCGCCCAUGCCCGCCCCAGCCCUGGAAGCCCCCAUCUCUCCCCCCAGGCCCUUGGCCUGAGGUCGCAGCCAGGGCAGAGGGGCUGUGGGAAGGGCGUCUCUGUCCGCCCCCCUCCCAUCCCGCGGCCUCGUGGCCAGUUCUGUGGGCACCGCCCCCGCCCACCGCCGGCCGGUCAGCCCCGAGAAAGUGCCUUCUGUUUCCUGGAGCCAAGUGACACUGCCCCUCCCGGCCGGCCGGAGAGCACACGCCACCCUCCCCUGGGGUGAGCUGCCUCGCUGGGGCUCCUGUGCUCAGCCUGGCCCUGGCCUGGACCCUGCCCGGCUGCCCCUCUUUCCUCUGCUCGCCCCCUUCUCCUCCGUUUCCUUACUGGCCGCAGUCUCCUCCUGCCCCCCCCUCCCCUUCCACCACCUGUGGCCUCCAACGGGGAGACUGCGCAGGAAUUUGGGGACCCCAGGGCACUGGGCUGUCCCAUCACCAGAGCAGGACUGGCAGGCUCUCUCUGCGUAGGGAGGAGCCCCCAAACCAAAGUCCUCUGGGGUCGGGGGCAGGGUUGGGCAGGCAUUCUUGGGGCGGGGUGGGGGAGGGGCAAGAGUAUUUUUUCUUCGUGUAACUAUAAAUUCAGAAUCUAUCCAGCACACCAACCCGCCUGUGUAUAGAGAUAUAGAGGGAAAGAUAUAAGAACUAAAUUUGCUAAUGACAUAGUUUUAACCCAAAUGCUAUUUAUCUCUGAGCCGUCCUAGCCUGUCCUCUGCAGAGCAAGUUGAUCUCACUCCUUCAUUUUCUUCGCCACUUUCUUGGCUUCUGACCAAAAACCAAACCCUGCCCCGUCCCCAUCUGGGACCUGCAGUUGAAGAGAGGGAAGGAACCGCAAGCUGGGGAACCAGGGAGCGCCCAGGAUUGCCCUUCCUCAAGGCCAGAGCUGGGGUAGGAAGUACCUAGACUCUCAGUUUGUACAUUUUCCAUCUUGGAAUUUUGAGUUCCAAUUGUAAAACUUAAUUUCUCCCCAGUUUAUAUAUAUAUAUAUAUAUAUAUAUAUUUUUUAGAGUUGAGUUUUUAUUUAUUAAAAACAAAAAAGCCCAGCCCUUGCCGUGGCCCGGCUGUCCCCUGAGGCAGCGUCCUCAGCCGGUGGUCUCCGGGCCAGAGGUGGGUGGCCCGGCCACAGACUCUCGCUCUGACGCAUGGACUCAAGAGGUGACAACACUUUGUGUGAAUAAAGUACAUACGGACACUUGA